Molecule: messenger RNA, 1317 nt
Organism: Musa acuminata AAA Group (dessert banana)
Lineage: Eukaryota; Viridiplantae; Streptophyta; Magnoliopsida; Zingiberales; Musaceae
Product: probable magnesium transporter NIPA2
Exons: 8
Coding region: 370-1317 (315 amino acids)
Biological process (GO): magnesium ion transport
Cellular component (GO): membrane
Molecular function (GO): magnesium ion transmembrane transporter activity
Source: RefSeq, a predicted model, not a curated record
CAUCGCUGUCGUACCGUUGUUGAGUCCCUUUUGACCGUACAAAGCCCGUCGAUCCUAAAUCCAAGGGUUAGAGUUUGAGCAUCACAAGGGGCGUUCCGAUGUAGGGAGACGCAGACGCACAACUCGAACGAGCCUUAGCGCGGGAGUCGGAGAGGCGAGCGCUUAAAUGACGGGGACGAACCCUGUUUUGGCUUGGGGACCCCAAGAGAGCCAUCGGCAGAAUUGCCCCGUUGCGCUCUGUUGCGCCUCCCCCCACCCCACCUCCUCCCCUUCCAUCCCCAUGAGCUCCCCCCAGUUCUCCAUUACCUUCGGAUCGCUCGCCCCGUUCCGAUCGUUUUGAUUUUGAUUCGAAGAUCUGAGGGUUCGGGGAUGGGGGUGUCGGUGGAUAACAUUCGGGGGCUCGUGUUGGCCAUGUCGUCCAGUAUUUUCAUCGGAUCGAGCUUCAUCGUGAAGAAGAAGGGGCUGAAAAGAGCAGGAGCUUAUGGAGUCAGUGCAGGAUCGGGAGGUUUCUCAUACUUGUAUGAGCCUCUAUGGUGGGCUGGAAUGCUGACCAUGAUACUUGGUGAGGCAGCUAACUUUGCUGCCUAUGCAUUUGCUCCCGCAAUUCUUGUGACUCCUCUUGGAGCACUUAGUAUAAUUGUCAGUGCAGUGCUCGCUCAUUUCAUGUUGAAUGAGAAACUGCACAUAUUUGGUGUCCUUGGAUGCGUUCUUUGUGUUGUGGGUUCUACCAGUAUUGUUUUGCAUGCUCCAAUAGAAAAAGACAUUGAGUCAGUUAAGGAAGUGUGGUACCUUGCCACUGAACCAGGCUUUAUUUCUUAUGCUUGUGUGGUCCUGUUCUUGGUCAUUUUCUUCAUUGUCCAGCUAGUUCCUCGUUAUGGUCAAACACAUAUGGUGAUAUAUGUUGGAAUUUGCUCACUCAUGGGUUCCUUGACGGUUAUGAGUGUAAAAGCAGUGGGCAUUGCUUUAAAGCUAACUUUUUCGGGGAUGAAUCAAUUUGUCUAUGUCCAGACUUGGAUUUUCAUACUUGUCGUAGUAAUGUGUUGCCUCAUGCAGAUGAAUUAUCUGAACAAGUGUAGGGGUGCAGCAAUGAAAGUUGCAUACUUUGAAAAUCGAUCGAUCACCACGAGUAUUGAUCCGAGUCCCUCAAUUGCCGACAAGCUUGAUAUGAAGUCUAAGAAAAUGCUCUCACACGACCUUUCUGGUAUGGGCAACGGCUCUAAAAGUCCCACCGGCUUCCGCUGCUCCACCUUAUCUUGUUGGCAAGUGAGGCAUGUUCGAACAUAUUCCUCCAUAUCAGUCCUCAUCUUUGGCCAGUAG